AGAAGAGCGGAGCACCGAACGCAGUGCAGCUUGCAAGUGCAGAAGACUUUCCAGUUUCGCCGGUGAUGUUGUGUUGACGCGAAACUCGUCCGACUGUCAGAAUGUACCGCGUGAAUUUAGUGUCUCGUAUGUCGAGAUAUGUCUUAUCAGGCGUCAACUUUGCUCGCUCAGCGGCGAGUGCUCGACGUAGCGCGCACGUCUGCGAAAACACCUUCGCGAAGGCCCCGCGACUCUGCGCGAGGCCGGAGAGACACCGUUUCAAGGAGAGGCACAGGUCGCGGGAGCGAAGGCCCAGGAUGCUGCUCGCCACGGCCUUGCCCACUUUAAUCUACCAUUAUCUUCUCGGCAUCGAAGACACCGAUGAGGAGGUCCCGGAGGUCAUCAUGACGAUCAAGCGAUCUGUAUUGUUAAUACAGAAGGGAGAGUACGACAAGGCGGAGCGAAUGCUGCACCUAGCGCUGCGCCAAGCGCAAACCUUACAGCACUACGACGCCGUCACGUACAUCUACGACGUGAUGGCCAAUCUCGCCUUCGACACUGGCAAGUAUCGCAAAGCGGAGAACUUGUUCGUGUCGGUCUUGCAGAGGCUGGUGUCGAACGGAGCAGCUGAGGACGACAUGCGAGUCAUCCAUAUAAGCCUGAAGAUGGCCAGAGUGUUCGAACAUUUAAACGAGGCAAAGAAAGCGGAGCAGGGCUACAGAUUUUGCCUGGAGAGUUUAAAGUCGCACGUCGAGAAGGAUCCUGACAACGAGGACGCUGCACUGCUGCAGGGUAUGGCCUUCGAUUGGUACGCGCGAAUGCUACUUUCACAGUCCCGACAUACCGAAGCUUUUAACUAUUUUCUUCAGGCCUAUGACAUAUGUAGAAAGAUGAACGGCGAGGAACACGAACAGACCGUGGUUCUGCUUAACGACCUGGGGACGAUUUGUUGUAUACGGGGAGAAUAUGACGAGGCUAUCAAAUAUUUGUCCGCUGCAGCGAGAAUAGGGGAAAACUUACCCGACAUGGCUGACCUGGGCUCGAUUCACGUGAAUUUAGGAAAUGUGCUUCUGAAGAAAGGUCUGUACGACGAAGCCAAAACGUCCUGUCAACGAGGAAGAAAGAUAGCUAAGACGAGAGACGACAAUGAUUCUUUGUUAGAAGCCAACGAGUGCCUCAAGGAAGUAAAGAGAUUACUGUCGUUGUAGAUACUCGUAAUUUUUCUUAGAGCUUGAUUGUUAAAAAUGUGCGUAUUAAGUGAGAGUGACGUCUGUUAAUGCAAUGUACAGAAAAAUUUGUCAUUGUAGAUCCUCGUGAUUUUUCUUAGAUGCAGCUUGGUUGUUAAAAAUUUGCGUAUUUAGAUGAGAGCGGCGUCUGUAAAUACAAUGUACAGAAAAAUUAGGAUCGAUCGUUUAAAGAAUUGUUAUGAUUGCAAGGGCUAAAUGUAGCGAAAUACUUUUUUUUUAAAUAAAAUAAGCUAUUUAUUGUGUGAUACUUGACUAGUCACUAUUGACGUAAGAAGCGCACAUGUGUUUUACCUCCGCAAUGUUACGAUUUAAUAUAUUCAUGUCUCUGAUAUCACUUGUAUAUCUUCAGUUUUUACAUUGGAUUUGUUGUAUUCUGUGACCAGGUUAAAAUUUUAUUUGUAAUUAAUUUCAGUAUUGAAUAGGAUGCUGCAAUAUAUAAUAUUAGAUAUAACAGAUAUAUUAGAUAUUUAAUACAAAUAAUAAUAAAAUGUAGAGCAUGUACGCACGUACGUGUACACACCUUA
Vollenhovia emeryi is the source of this 1750-nucleotide messenger RNA. It is a transcript of the gene Ttc19, whose product is annotated as tetratricopeptide repeat protein 19 homolog, mitochondrial. Bases 102 to 1187 code for a protein of 361 amino acids. Gene Ontology annotation, biological process: mitochondrial respiratory chain complex III assembly. The transcript has 4 exons. Lineage: Eukaryota; Metazoa; Arthropoda; Insecta; Hymenoptera; Formicidae. Gene Ontology annotation, molecular function: protein binding. Gene Ontology annotation, cellular component: mitochondrial inner membrane. The record is from RefSeq and is a predicted model, not a curated record.